This is a messenger RNA of Drosophila willistoni, 1677 nucleotides long. RefSeq lists its product as uncharacterized. The record is from RefSeq and is a predicted model, not a curated record. Gene Ontology annotation, cellular component: SCF ubiquitin ligase complex. Gene Ontology annotation, molecular function: protein binding; RNA binding. Gene Ontology annotation, biological process: SCF-dependent proteasomal ubiquitin-dependent protein catabolic process. NCBI's taxonomy places the organism in Eukaryota, Metazoa, Arthropoda, Insecta, Diptera, Drosophilidae. The transcript has 2 exons. The coding region runs from base 72 to 1661 and encodes 529 amino acids.
GUGCUGCUGCAGAAUACUUUAAGCUUCAUUAAAAAAAACUUGUGAUAAGAUCAUUCAAAGAAAAUUACAUAAUGUCCACAUUGGACAUCUAUCUUCGGAGACGCCAUUAUGUCAAGAAUGGGUUGUGGUUCACCGAAGACCAUAUUCCAGUACGAAAGCUAUUUCUCACCAACAUUCCGGAAGAUCUGAAGGAGGACACGUUAGUUGAGCAUUUUAAAAGAUUCGGGAAUGUCAUCAGUGUUCAGCACUUCUACAACGCUGGAUUCGUUCUCUUUGCCAAUGCAAGCGAUGCGACCAAAGCUUUGGAAAUGAAGAUUCAUCACGUGAAUGGCCAUAAAAUCGAUGUCAUUGUGGCCGAUAGUUGGUGCCAACCGGAUUUGUAUGGGGCUUCAGAGCCCGUACCUGCCGGCGAUCAGUCAGGGGAGGCGUACAUUUUAAAGAUUCCUGAUGAUUGCCUAUCAAUGAUUCUAAAAUUUCUUCCAUUGGCGGAUCAAGUCCAUUUCAAAAGUGUUUGCAAUCGCUUUCAUUCUGUAUAUCAGUUAACUGCACGAUCCAUACAUAAGUCGGUCGAUUGGGAAAAAUUGGAUGAUUUGACACUUUGGGAGUGUCGCGAAUUUUUUCGCAGUUCCGGGCCAUAUGUAACGGACUUGUAUAUUAAUUUGUACGCAAAAUACAGAAAUCGUUUGUUCAAAUAUUUUGGAAGGAAUUGCAUCAACUUGAAGUCUUUGGAACUUUUUAAUGUCCCAUUAAGUGCAGAGAUCAUGUUUCAAAUAUUUUCCACCACCAGUAAGUUGGAGAAUCUAAUACUAAAACUAUGUGACCUGACUGAUGAAAUGCUGUUAGCUUUGAAGAACUUGAAGAAUCUAAGAAAACUUGACCUUGCCUGGAAUUAUCUUCUCAGCGGUCUUCAUCUAGAAAAGCUUCCUGUCUCGAUUGAAAACUUGAACCUAAUGGACUGUAGAAGCAUUCAGUCAGGCCAUUUAAUUCAGAUGUGCAAGUCUUUAACCAAUCUAAGGGAACUGAACAUUGCUGGUUUUAAUUCCAAUCUUGCAAAGGUUUUUAAUUAUAUGGUUAAAAAUGGCUGCUGCCCUUUACUACAAACAUUGGACGUUUCCAUUGAUGGCCAAUAUGAAGACAUAGCCCAACUGCCUAAACUAAAGAGUAUUUACAUUCACGGCAUAUCAAGGAAAUUUAACGUUACCAAACUCUUUGAUCAACUGGUACUUUUUAAAUCCGAGCAAUUGGAAAAAUUAAAAAUUGAUGGACCCUUAACUUUUCCUAAGCAAACACUCAUGAAAAUUGCAAAGUUAAGUGGAUUGAAGACUCUAGUGAUUUGUGAUGGGCCCAACAUUGAUGAUGAAGUCUUGGACGCGUUUACCAACUUAAGAAAACUGGAGCACAUCGAACUAGCAUUCUGGGAUCAAGUUAACGAUUCUAACGUUUUGCGUCUGGUACUUGGAUGCCCGAAGUUGCAUGAGGUCAAACUUGAGUUCACAAAUUGUUCACAAAUAACUCAAAAGUUAUUAGACAAUAUUAUUAUCAAGAUUCCAAUUUACUACAAAAAAAAUGAGCGCAAGUUGCCCAUAACAAUUUAUGUUGACUCGUGUAGUAACCUACAGACUCCAGCAGCUCAGGAUAUAGUUAAGAUAAUACUAGACUAAAUGAUAAAAUAAGUUA